This is a messenger RNA of Rhagoletis pomonella (apple maggot), 695 nucleotides long. RefSeq lists its product as uncharacterized. Lineage: Eukaryota; Metazoa; Arthropoda; Insecta; Diptera; Tephritidae. The annotation marks the transcript as partial. The record is from RefSeq and is a predicted model, not a curated record. The transcript has 3 exons.
UCGUUUACCCAUGGUUAGGUCAGCUAACAAAAUUCGCCGCCACAAAUUCCUCCAACAGUUUUCUUAGUUGGAAAUUUAAUCUCACUGCUUUCGUACCAAUUUAGGUACAUUUUUGCUACGAUUUUUCCCAAAUUUAUACUCUUUGUUUUCGUCGCAUCAGCAACCCGGGGAGUGCAAAACUGACGCUGUCAAUAGCGAGCUAACCUCUUGUAAUUUAAUCAUGCCAAUAAAUUUUAUAAAUUGUGGAAGUCAAAGUUGUUAACGCAUUAUAUUGGCAAGCAGAAAGGACCUGGUGUUUGGCCAGGGGUGUUGGGGUCUGAAAUUAUGACUUGCACCAAAUACCCGGUUGUAAGUGGUUUUGAGGCUAUUGCUAUGGGAGUUAUUCCUGAAAAUAUUGGCUCUUGGGAAUUACGCAAUGAUCAGCGUUAUUUAUUUGAUAUGGUUUUGGCAGUAAAUAAUGGUGAAUGCGAUGAAUAUCUCGCUAGUAAGAGCCCCGGUCCCGUCAGUACAGCUCGGUGGCUUACAACAGUUUCCAAAGAAAGCCCGUCAGCGGAGUUGCGAAACAUGGUAGACCAUGAUAAUGCUGUUCAAGCCAUUAUACGUUCAGCUAUAGAAAAUAAUGCAUAUUAUUUUCACCCAGAAAAUAUAUUAUUAGCCAUGAUAACCGACGCUGAUCCAGAGAUACGUAAUGAUGG